UUUAACCUAUAAUGAAUACACCAGAUGAAAACACAUUGAACACUAAACCUAUAAUGAACACUAAACCUAUAAUGAAAACACCAGAUGAACUUGAGGCAUCCUUCAUACAACUAUUUAAAGAUUACACCAAAGCAGCAGCAGCUUGUAGUGAGGAGAAGAAUGAUUGUGAAAAGAAACUUAUAAAAGUAAUCAAAUAUUUCAGAAAUCUCAAAAUACUUUAUAGUACUGUUCGUCAUUUAUUUCCUCAGGUUAUAGAUCUUAAGGAGGCUGUUCCAUUGAUGAUUAAUUUAUUGAAAGAUGAUAAAUGCGGGAAGCGUUUAGCUAGUAGUAUUCUUUGGACAUUCGAAGAGCUAACUCAUGUGGCUUAUGAAGUUCCUAGUCAGAAGGAACAAGUUGCCAAAUUGGUUAAAUCUCUAUUUGAAAUGGAAGCCUUACAAGUGUUUGUUUCUACUCUUGGUAAGUUUUAUGAAGAUGAUGAUUUACGAGAAGUACAAACUAUUGCGCAAAUGUGUUUUCACGGAGGAUCAGCUGUAGCAACAACCGCGGGCAGUAACAGCAAACUGAUGAAUUGGGUGUUUGAAGCAAUUACAGAUUCAUGGGAGUACUAUGCAUGUUAAAGAAGAAAUUGAAGAACGUCUUAUAUCGCUAAUCGAAUCGUUA
Molecule: messenger RNA, 660 nt
Organism: Papaver somniferum (opium poppy)
Lineage: Eukaryota; Viridiplantae; Streptophyta; Magnoliopsida; Ranunculales; Papaveraceae
Exons: 2
Coding region: 12-617 (201 amino acids)
Source: RefSeq, a predicted model, not a curated record